AUGAAAUUAUGCAAAAUUAUUCAAUUUUUAUUGUCAAUUUUUGGUUUCUGCAAUGUGGCUGUAAGCUUUUUUGUCUUACCAGGAAACGAUAGUAUACGUUUUCAACGAAGAAAACGUUGGAAUAAAGAUGAUAUUGAAAAUGCUCAAGAAUUAUUGCGUGGAUUUCUUCGUUUAACAGCUGAUAUACCACUUACACCAAAACGUCGCUCCAAUUUUGCAAUUGCCAAUAAAGGACAUAUAAAUUAUAAAGUGAUAGAUCGAACGGAAUAUGCGAUAAAUAAACGAAUUCUUAAUGACGUCUUUGAAACGGAUCUCGUCUUAACAACACCUCAAAUGAGAGAUAUUAUUAGCGAUUUUCAACGAAAUAAGAUAGGAAAAAUACGACGAAAUAAACGGAAGGUGAUUGUUGGUGAUACAUUUCGAUGGCCACAUCAUACCGUCCCAUAUUUUCUAAAAGAAACAAAUCGUGAAUGGAGACGUACAAUACUUGAUGGAAUGAGCAAAUGGGAACGUGAAACGUGUAUACGUUUUAAAGAGCGUACCGAUGAAAAAGAUUACGUAUAUAUAUUUCGAGGUGCUGGAUGUUAUUCGAGUGUCGGUAGAAUUGGUGGGAAACAAUAUACUUCUAUUGGUUACGGUUGUGAAAGUGGUGGUAUUGUUGCACAUGAGCUCGGACAUGCGCUUGGAUUUUGGCAUGAGCAAAGUCGACCGGAUCGUGAUAUAUAUAUAAAUAUCAAUGAAGAACAUAUAUUUCCGGGUACCAAAGGAAAUUUUGAAAAAAGAAAUGACAUUGCAGCUAUUGAUGUACCGUACGAUUUUGGUUCUGUGAUGCAUUAUGGUCCACAGGCAUUUACAAAUGAUUAUCACUAUGUAACAAUUGAAACAAAAGAUCAUCGCUUCCAGCAUACAAUUGGUCAAAGGAAUGACCUUUCAUUUAUUGAUAUUAAAGAAGCCAAUCAAAUGUAUUGUAGUGAUAAAUGUAAAAUGAAACUGAACUGUUUAAAUGGUGGUUAUGAAGAUCCACGAAAUUGCGCCAUUUGCAAAUGUCCAACAGGAAGUGCUGGUAUACGUUGUGAAAGUAUACCUCGAUCCACCAUGGGUUGUGGUGGUGAAUUGUUAGCUGGUGAUAAAUGGCUUACAUUAAAAAAUAGCAUCGUUGGAAGUUGCUUUUGGCGAAUAACUGCACCUUAUGGAAAAGUACAUUUAGAAGUAUUAGAUGCAACAUAUGUUUGUGAUUCAUCAUGUGCUGAUAAUUAUUUAGAGAUAAAGCGUGGAGCAAUACUGGAACAAACUGGAUUUAGGCAAUGUUGCAAUGCUGUACCAGGUGAUAUCAUUUCGGUAACUAAUCAAAUUUACAUCAUAUCUGUUGCAUUAAAAGCACCAGCUAAUUUUACACUUCGCUAUAUUCAAGAUACUACAUCAAAUCCAUUACCUAAAGCACCACCAGCACAAUGGAAAGGAUAUGGUGGAAUAACGGGAUUAAUUGGAGCUGAAAAUGGUAUUGAUAAUACCUGGGAACGUGUUAUUCUCAAAGAGCUUCCAAGAACUCUUCAAACAUUUGGUCGACCAACUAGCAAUUUAUUUUCUGAUAUUUCACGUAUUUUGCAAAUAUUUUUUAAUCCAAGAUGA
Messenger RNA from Brugia malayi, 1629 nucleotides. RefSeq lists its product as uncharacterized. The transcript has 14 exons. Bases 1 to 1629 code for a protein of 542 amino acids. NCBI's taxonomy places the organism in Eukaryota, Metazoa, Nematoda, Chromadorea, Rhabditida, Onchocercidae. The record is from RefSeq and is a predicted model, not a curated record. Gene Ontology annotation, molecular function: zinc ion binding; metalloendopeptidase activity. Gene Ontology annotation, biological process: proteolysis.